Cebus imitator (Panamanian white-faced capuchin) is the source of this 1942-nucleotide messenger RNA. It is a transcript of the gene MXRA7, whose product is annotated as matrix remodeling associated 7. The coding region runs from base 37 to 567 and encodes 176 amino acids. The transcript is spliced from 5 exons. Lineage: Eukaryota; Metazoa; Chordata; Mammalia; Primates; Cebidae. The record is from RefSeq and is a predicted model, not a curated record.
GGUCCCGGCGGGCAGGCACUCGGCGGCGGCGGCGCGAUGGAGGCGCCAGCCGAGCUGCUGGCCGCGUUGCCUGCGCUGGCCACGGCGCUGGCCCUGCUGCUCGCCUGGCUGCUGGUGCGGCGUGGGGUGGCCGCGAGUCCGGAGCCCGCGCCCCCGGCCGAGGCCACUGGGGCCCCGGCGUUGUCCACCCCCUACGCCCCCGAGUCGGCGGCCGCGCCCGCGGAGCCGGAGGAGCCCGGGGAGCCCGCGGGAACGGGGGAGCCCGCGGGACCGGGGGAGCCCGGGGAACCCGCGGGGCCGGGGGAGCCCGAAGGGCCAGGGAAGCCCACAGCGGCGCCGGCGGAGGCGGAGGAGCAGGCGGCGGAGGCGAAGCAGGAAGAGGAGCAGGACUUGGAUGGAGAGAAGGGCCCAUCGUCAGCAGGGCCUGAGGAGGAGGACGGAGAAGGCUUCUCCUUCAAAUAUAGCCCGGGGAAGCUGAGGGGAAACCAGUACAAGAAGAUGAUGACCAAAGAAGAGCUGGAGGAGGAGCAGAGGAUUGAGCUGACCUCUGACCUCACUUCCCUGUAGCAAGUUCCUUAGGUCCUGAGCCACACAUAUUCUUGCAAAUCCUUUUGAACUGAAGAAUAACGAAGUUAUCCUUAGCGUCCUCCUAAAGGCUUUUCCUUUUGGCAUCUUAAAAGCUUGAGAUAAAAUGGAACCCCCAGAGAGGAGUCUGGGCAGGCUCCCAGGGUGCAUGCAGCCUCCAUAAAUCUGCUGAGCUCUAGACCCUCAAUCAGGACUUGGCCCUGGGCUAGCAGGAUCCCGGGAACACCUUUGGCCCUGCCCUGUGGAGAGAUGUUCAUGUCCAUUUCUGUGGGUCACUUUGUUAAGCUGAAGGGUUUUAAGAGUUUGAGCUCAAACCUUGGACUUGGAUCUUUCUUACCACCCAAACUUGCUAUCCACACGCCCUGCACACCUUAGAUAAAACGAACACUUUAAGAGCAGAGUACACUUUCACUCCAGUCCCCUCCUUUGCCCUCACUGAAGCCAAACCACAGAAGACUUUGAGGAAUGAGAGACAAAUGAGGUAGAGCUCACCUGUGCUCACCAGCUCCGUCAGGGUGGUCAGCCGGCCCCUGUCCCUGGUAACCCCACUUCUCUCUCUAGCUGGCUUGGUGGUUGGGGGUGAGAUGCCAUAUUGAUUACAGGGCAGUGAAGAACCAGUACCAGGUGUUGACUUGAUCACUGCCCUUAUUUUUCAUCCAGAGGAAUCUUGGAUUCAGCCCUUUUAUUGCUAAGAUACCUUUUCAAUGACGUUCUUACCAGCUCAGCCAAAUCUCCACUCUGCUACAGCAAAAGCAAUAAUGUUUGCUUUAAAAAGAUUUCUUGACUAUGCCUUUUCUUAGAAAGUUUGAUAGAUUAGUUAGAACUUCAGAUCAUCAGACCAGGCUCAGAUUCGUUUCUUGGAAUUUUAUAUUUGACAAUAUUUAUACUAUACCAAGCUAAUUUGCCGUUCCUAGGUUUGUAGGUUAAAAUGUUUUCUUUUUUAAAGCAGUAGGUGUAUAGAAAAUUUGUUCAUUUAAUGGAAGGCUGGGAAUGUCCAGCAUCAAUACCGAUGGCAUGCAUUUCUGGUGGCCUUCUCAUCUGGGCCUGCAACCUUAGAUUCAGGGUUUAGGGGAGAACAGGCCACACGGCAGCAGCCACACAGUCAUUGCCUUCAACACAGCGCCACGUGAUGAACAGAUGUACUCUUGUGUCCCCAAACAGCAACAGUCCUGUCCUUGGCCAGGAGGGGAUCUAACCGAUACAAUAGGUCAUUGACUCCCUCCCAGUAGAGGUAUCUAGGUUUGUCUGGAAACUCUGACCAUGGCUUGUAGGCACCACACCUCAUGUACUCCUGAUGGCUUGGAUCUCUGUAUUCAGCCUUUGUUCAGUCCAAUAAACUUUGAGUAGAUGAUCUCAA